GCGUUUGGCUGUUGUAGUAUGUGUUUUUAGGUUGGUUUUCGAGGCUCACAGACGGGUGCUGGCCUGAUUGUGCUCUGACAGGCACGUGGGGCCCACUUAGGGUCUUUGCACGGAUGAUCAGAGCCCUUCAAUAAUUUUAAAAAAAGAAACUGAGUGGGCUCACGAGAAAUCAACUCAAUCCGAUAUGUGUAGGUAUUCGAUUCAAUCUUUCUAUUUUUGCCGAUUUUUCAAGACUAGGCUGUGGAAUGGUGUUUUUUUUACAUGAAUUUAGCCACAAUGAAGAAUUUUUGGGCUGGCGAAAGUCCAUAAUGCUAAGGGGAAAAAAAGAAGAAUAGAAAUAGGUCAUAUAUCCUACUAGUUAACAUCAAGAAGAGUUCCCAAGAAAUAGAUGGGUUAUCAAUAAGGCACGCAGUACCCAUGCAUAUAUGCAUGCAUGUUUCUGUUCGAUCUGCCUUUCAUUUUAUUUCUCCAAAUUCAUUUACUCUUUUUGAGAAUUCGAUCUUAACGACCGGAGUUGGAUAAAUAAGUGAUCAAAAUGGGGUCUCUAGUUUCUGAUGAUCGACUGGUGAAUGCUCAAAACUGUACACAAGAAAACGUGCGUGAGGGGCUCAAUUCGGCUGCUAUUGCCUGCGUCCUUAGUGCUGUGCCUACUUUUGCUGCUGUCAGGACAAUUCCAUGGGCAAAGGCCAAACUCAACUAUACUGGCCAAGCACUCAUCAUAUCCGGAGCAUCCAUUGCUUCUUACUUCGUUACUGCUGACAAAACCAUCUUAAAAGCGGCAAAGAAAAAUGCACGAUACGAGAGAAAAGAUUAAAGUUGGAUAUUCCAGAUAGAUAUUGUUCAUUUCUCCAAGUGAUAUAUGGGUCGAUCAGCUUCAUCAUUAAUGCUCUAAUCUUGAUAUGUGGAGCUAGCAUUUUAAGAGCUAGUACUUACUAAGAUGUAAUCUUAUUAAUUUGUUUACAAUUCCAGCGAGUAAUUUUCGCAAUCACAGUUUUGUAGGACAUUUUAUUUUCAUGGCAAAAAAAUAUAGACAGAGAGAUAUUUUGGUUUGCUUCUUUGGUUUGAGAUGAUCAACAACGUACUGAAAUCGCUGUUGGAGAAAGUCGCAUUUUUUAUUGGGCAAUGCGAGCAAG
Molecule: messenger RNA, 1133 nt
Organism: Rhododendron vialii
Lineage: Eukaryota; Viridiplantae; Streptophyta; Magnoliopsida; Ericales; Ericaceae
Product: early nodulin-93-like
Exons: 4
Coding region: 536-814 (92 amino acids)
Source: RefSeq, a predicted model, not a curated record